Messenger RNA from Bipolaris sorokiniana ND90Pr, 573 nucleotides. RefSeq lists its product as uncharacterized. Bases 1 to 510 code for a protein of 169 amino acids. NCBI's taxonomy places the organism in Eukaryota, Fungi, Ascomycota, Dothideomycetes, Pleosporales, Pleosporaceae. The transcript is spliced from 2 exons. The record is from RefSeq and is a predicted model, not a curated record.
AUGGCUUUGCAAGUCGAAUUGUCAGGCCACUUUGAUGUCGGCCCCAUGCUCACAGGAGUUCCGGGUCAGUGUCGCACCGGUGAGAUAGUGAAAAAUGCUAGCGCAGGAUUUUACUUUUUCGAUACUAUAACUCGUCCGCAUUCAUCAGACGUGUACUUGUAUACAAGCUUCAUUCUCGCCCGUCAAGCUCAGUUUUUACGCCACAGGGCCUUGCGAAAACAUGACCCCUUGUGUGUUGGGGCAUAUAUCGCCCCUUCGCCUCUGCGCGGUGCAUGCAGCGCGCUGAUAGUGGGCUUCACGCGUCGUAGUAGGCGCAGUAAAGAAAGUCCAACUGACGGGACAGCGACCCGUCAGCCAAGUGUGUCUUGCAGCCUCCGUACAGAUAUCGAGUCGCUUUUGGAUCGGUGGCUUCACACAGCCCGCUUGCAUCACAGCCAUAAGCGUGUAUCAUUGGAGACUGCGCCAUCAAGUGCUGCACCUGGGUUAAGCAACACUGUCGCCUAUCGUUAGCUCAGUAGAAGCUUAGCCAAACACACACAUUGCUCGCAUGUCCACCGGCUGGAUCUGAGUGAG